UAUCAACAGUGUGAUCACAUCAUUUAAGAAACCUCUCGGCCCAACCCAAACAUGUCACCCUCACGAAUCCUUUGUCACCCACCAGAAAGAAAAACACAUUUAGGCGACGAAGAAAGUGAUGGUAACUGUUUGUUUCCCGCGAAAAGAAGAAGCAAAACAAUGGCUGUAGCCGUCGCCAAUACCCCAAUUCUCUCCCGAUUAGAUCGUUUAGACAACAUGCUGAGGCGACUGGAAGAAAUCAGGUGCUGCAGCAGAUCAACGAAGAGUUCAUGUGCUUCUUCCACUCUAUCAAGUGGGACCCUAAAUAGUGAUGGGCCUCCCUCAUCCGUUGAUUUCUCCCCAAAGAGUCUGGAGAAGCAUUGCCGUCCGAUCAAUCUUGUGGUCAUGGAGACAGGAGUCAAGGGGACCCUCAUUGAGAGACUUGAACAUGUAGAGUACCGUGUACUAAAGUUGGAAGAAGAAGUGGAAGGUGAAAAAAUCAGAGAAGAACUAGAGCAGAAAAUGAGUGAGAAGAAGAAGGGCCUAAAGCAAUUUGUAAAACAAAUUGUCAAACGAAAGCACAAGGAUAAAAAACUAGUUUGAUUUUGAUCUUGGAGGGUUUUUUUUUUUGGUCUUGGGAAGUUUUGAUGGAUUGUAAUAAAAGCAAUGUUUUUGUUAA
Molecule: messenger RNA, 658 nt
Organism: Mangifera indica (mango)
Lineage: Eukaryota; Viridiplantae; Streptophyta; Magnoliopsida; Sapindales; Anacardiaceae
Exons: 3
Coding region: 52-582 (176 amino acids)
Source: RefSeq, a predicted model, not a curated record